AUGACGACAGGUAGGCAAAUGACGCUCCCGCUGCAUCGGCUCUACCAACCGGCUGAGGCGAACAUUGCCACGACCUACACCACACACCAAUACAGGACUGACCCGCAGGACCACCUGGAACAGACGUUUGCAUUUAAACAGAAGAAACUGGGAGACAGCGCCGAAGGACGCAAAGCCUACUACGAUCAAAAGGAGUCUCACAACGAACUCCAGGUUGGAGACCAGCCGGACCAAUACCGCUCGCGGUCCCAGCGCACCCGCGAGUCUCAACUGUGGCCCGCUACGGUGCGCCCUAUCGAUUACAAUGUCCCGCAGCAAACCCAGGACCUCUGGAAUCCACUUCUGAAAGACCCUCUUUGA
Messenger RNA from Knipowitschia caucasica, 360 nucleotides. The record is from the annotation of a GenBank genome assembly. NCBI's taxonomy places the organism in Eukaryota, Metazoa, Chordata, Actinopteri, Gobiiformes, Gobiidae.